Parnassius mnemosyne (clouded apollo) is the source of this 597-nucleotide messenger RNA. The record is from the annotation of a GenBank genome assembly. NCBI's taxonomy places the organism in Eukaryota, Metazoa, Arthropoda, Insecta, Lepidoptera, Papilionidae.
AUGCGGUGCGAAGGGUGCUUAAAUGAUAUAAAAAGCAAAAUUUAUUUUCGAUGCAGUAAAUCCGAUUGUGACAAAAUAUACUGUACAUUAUGUGCAAAUUUACCAAGUACUACAGUGAAUGUGCAAUCUUGGACAUGCCCCGCAUGUAUCGCACAAGAAAAAAAGACUGGCAACAACAGCUCAACGCCAGUACGUACUUCCUGUCAUUCACAAAAUGUCACUAUGCGAAAUAAAUUCAACCCUAAGACUUCGACUGAGCCGUCCAACUUGGGAAUCAGUGAGUUGACAACCGAAAUUAAGCUACUAACUCAGGAAAUAUCAUCGCUUAAGUGUAAACUCGAUGAAGCAAUGACAUCUUUAACUCGCUGCCACGAGCGUUUAGAUGAACUCGGUAACUCUAUGGCCUCAACGAACACUCGUCUAGCUUCUGUUGAACAACAACAGGCCGAGAUCCAUCCACUAAAAGCCGCAGUGAGUCAAAUUCAAAAAAAUCUUAAUAUGAUGGCUCAGAAACAAUUAUCAAACGAAAUGGAAAUAAUUGGCAUCCCAGAAAAUAAAAAUGAAAAUCUGACUCACGAUUGGAGUGGACUUGGCUGA